GAAAACCCGCACCCUAAACGAAAAUAACACACUGAAUACUGAGCCAAUACCAUGUGCCCCACUUCGCUCCUAUAAAAAUUGCCCCUCUUUCUCGAUUUCCUUUCCCUCGGACUCUCUCUUCUUCCCUUCUUCCCUUAAUCAUCUCUAUUAUUGAUUAUCAGAUCAGAUAUCUCGGAUAUCUCAAAAUGGGCGUCACUAAGCAAACUCUUGAACCCGGUAACGGUGUUGACUUCCCUCAGGUGAAGGACAACGUCGCCAUCCACUACACCGGAUGGCUGUUCAACCCCAACAAGCCCGAGAACAAGGGAGAUCAGUUCGAUAGCUCCGCCACUCGGGGUCCCCUGAAGGUGGCCAUUGGCACUGGCAAAGUUAUCCAAGGUUGGGAUGAGGGCGUCCCCCAGCUGAGCUUGGGAGAGAAGGCCCUGUUGACCAUCACCGGCGACUACGCUUACGGCCCACAGGGUUUCCCCGGCCUGAUCCCUCCCAAUGCUACCCUUCUCUUCGAGGUCAAGCUUAUCUCCAUCAACGGCAAGAGCAUCUAAGCGGUAGUUGAUUACGUUAAAUGAACUGACUCAAGUGUGGCCAUUGUGACUUUUCUAUAGAUGAAUGUGACCAAGUGGAUCUAGUGAUCCUUGUCGUUAGCGAUCCGGGAAUGCUUAGCGUAGGGUUGACGCCUUUG
Messenger RNA from Aspergillus alliaceus, 679 nucleotides. RefSeq names its product FKBP-type peptidyl-prolyl cis-trans isomerase. Gene Ontology annotation, molecular function: peptidyl-prolyl cis-trans isomerase activity. Bases 186 to 542 code for a protein of 118 amino acids. Lineage: Eukaryota; Fungi; Ascomycota; Eurotiomycetes; Eurotiales; Aspergillaceae. The transcript is spliced from 6 exons. The record is from RefSeq and is a predicted model, not a curated record.